Molecule: messenger RNA, 2103 nt
Organism: Erythranthe guttata (spotted monkey flower)
Lineage: Eukaryota; Viridiplantae; Streptophyta; Magnoliopsida; Lamiales; Phrymaceae
Molecular function (GO): zinc ion binding
Source: RefSeq, a predicted model, not a curated record
AUGAAAAAUUCAGAACUUGCAGUGGGCCUUGUGUUUGCCAAUUCUUUUAUAUUUAGGAAAUCUUUGAGGCAGUUUUCAAUUGUGAGAGGAUUUGAACUGAAAUUUGAAAAAAAUGAGAGAAAAGGGGUGACUGCAUCUUGUAAGAAUAAAUGUGGGUGGAGGAUACAUGCUAGCUUACAGGGUAAGUCCACAACAUUUCAGGUGAAGACAAUUAAAGGUGAACCUCAUAGGUGUCCUAGAGGAUUUAGGAACAAGAGUGCCAACUCCACUUACCUUGCAGAGCAGUACUUGGAACAUUUUCUUGAAGACCCCUCUAUGUCUAUUAAAUCAUUCAGAAAGCUAAUGAGAAAAGAAGUGAAGGUGUAUGCACAUAGGCAAAAGCUAUACAGAGCCAAACAAAAAGCCAUUGAGAAAGCUCAUGGCAAUGUGUAUGAGCAAUACUCUAGAGUGAGGCAGUAUUGCCAUGAAAUUCUAAAAACCAAUCCUGGUUCUACUGCAGUAGUUAAGGUUCAGGGCCCUCCAAUAUACAAAGAUCCUAGAUUUCAGAGGAUUUUUGUAUUUUUUGAUGCAAUGAAAAGAGGUUUUAUAGAGGUUUGUAGACCAAUUAUAGGAUUGGAUGCUUGCUUCCUCAAGACUCCUUAUGGUGGGCAGUUGAUAGCUGUUAUAGCUAGAGAUGGGAAUAAUCAGAUGUUCCAUUUAGCUAUUGCAGUAGUUGAAAGUGAGUGCAGAGAGAGCUGGACUUGGUUUUUAAAUAUGUUGAUUCAUUAUGUAACUGGUUUUGAUCUAACCUCAUGCAACUUCAUUUAUGAUCGACAGAAGGGAUUAGUUGAGACUUUUCAAUCCAUUAUGCCAAACACAGAUCACAGAUUUUGUGUAAGGCACCUGUAUGCAAACUUCAAGCUGAAGUUUAAGGAUAAGGCACUGAAAGACCUGAUGUGGAGUGCAGCAAGGGCUUAUUUGGAGGAAGAAUUCAAUAAGAAAAUUGAUGAGAUCAAAGACUUAUCAAAUGAGGCUUAUGUUUGGUUAAAGAAAAUCCCAACCAACUUGUGGUGCAAGCAUGCUAUCUCAGCAAGGCCAAAGUGUGAUCUGUUGAACAACAACUUGUGUGAAUCCUUUAACAGCUACAUCAAGGAAGCUAGAGAACUGCCCAUUCUUACAAUGAUGGAGGCUUUGAGGAGACAAUUUAUGUGCAGAAUUCAGAGUAAAAGACAAUGGAUAGAGAAAUGCACUACCAAAAUUUGUCCUAGGAUACAAGAUAAAUUGAACAGUAUCAAAGACAAGGCACUUGAGUUUGAAUGUCAUAUGGCAAAUGAGGGGCUGUGGGAAGUGACAUUAGGAAAUAAGGGUUGGGUUGUGGACUUUAGAAAAAAGUCAUGCAGUUGUAAGGAAUGGGACAUGACAGGAAUACCAUGUACACAUGCCACUUGUGCACUUAUGUCUGAGCACAAAGAUAUAGAGGAUUAUGUGAGCCCUUAUUUCUCUGUUGAUAACUACAAGAAAUCUUACAGUUAUACUUUGACUCAUCUGCCAGACCAUUCACAAUGGUCAAUUCCAUCAACACAAGCUGAAUCACUGCCAAUCUUGCCACCUCCAUUCAAAAAACAGACUGGCAGACCAAGAAAAAUGAGAAAGAGAGGAUAUGAUGAAAUCAGUGUUGGAGGCACAGUGACAAGACAAGGAACUGUGCAAACAUUCUCAAAUUGUGGUGAUAUCACUCACAACAAAAGAAGGUGCAAGAAGCCUCCUUCACAAAAAUCAAGAAGUGCUGAAAGACCAAAUAAUGUAGAAAGGCCAAGAAAAAGAACUAAGGCACCUUCAUCUUCUGUUAGUGCAACCACUUCAACCCCACAUCAUACAAGAACAACUGUUGCAGGACAAUCCUCUACACCAAUACAAUCCUCUACACUAACUGGUCCUUCUACACAAUCCUCUACACCAGCUGGUCCUUCUACACAACCUGUUAGAGGACAAGGUAGCAAAAGACAUGGACAAAAAAACAAGAAACCUAGCAAAAAAAGUGGUCCCCAUGCUGGAAUUGGUAAUUGGAAUGGGGUGGGAAUGUUCAGACCUCCUAUGCAGGUAUUUUUCUCUCAUCAUAAAUAA